CGCGCCGCCAGACUCUGAUAGAUGAUCGUCCACGCCUCCACUCCAGCCGGUGGCCUUGCCUUUCGGGGCUCAAGCUAGCGCUCCCUGCAAGGGAUCUAUCUGUCUUCAUCACCCCGUUAUUACUGCCCAUUUCGAUGCUGUUACCCAUGUUCCUAGCUUCUCACGGAUAGUUGUCAGACUUAAAUAUUUAAUGACAUGCACGUCGGUGAAAGUCUGGAGACAGGAUGAAGUGUGGACUCGCACUGUCAACUCCAGAAUCCCCGUGGACCUGGUCAGAAAUGCCCAUUCUCUGGCCCCAUCUCGGUCCUCCAUUGUCAGUCUCUUGGGAAGGGAGGGGGUGUCCCUAGUGGGUGACAGUGAGAUGGCUGGAAGUGGACAUGCAGUGGCUCUGGAGGCGCAGCGCUGGAGUGUCGGAGAUCUCCGGCUCCGGGUUCGUGGUCACGUGGGCUCUUCAGCUCACCUCCCACCCCCUCAUCACGGUCUUUAAAAGGAAGACGCACUAACGCCGUUAGUCGUUAGUCGUGGGUAAUCUUUGCAGCCUCUCCAGCUGCUGGUCUUUUUUGAAAUGGACUCCCAGGUCCCUGCCUCCUCCGAGGCUUCUAGAACCACCUCUUGAAACUUCCUGGGAGUAGAGGAGGCGGGGAGCCUGGCAUCCUUGGCAUCCGCUCUGGGUAGAGUCUGGCAGCCGCUGCAGGGCUGAGCGACAGCCAGUGGCUGUGAGUCCCGGAGUCCCGCGCAGCGCGGAGACCGAGGAGAGCACGUGCCUGCAUUUAGAGAAUGCAAAAAAGAGAAUGUUUACCUGCUAGGCAUCCCACCUGCCAUGAGUCUUUGAGAACAUAAUGUCCGUCUGUACAUCUUCUCACAAGGAGUUUUCUCAGCUGCUACCUGCUCAAGACAUGGAUAUCAAAAACUCACCAUCAAGCCUUAAUUCCCCUGCUUCCUACAACUGCAGCCAGCCCCUCCUGCCGCUGGAGCACGGCCCCAUCUAUAUCCCUUCCUCCUAUGUAGAGAGCCGCCAUGAAUACUCAGCUAUGGCAUUCUAUAGUCCCGCUGUGAUGAAUUACAGCGUCCCCAGCAGUGCCAAUAACCUGGAAGGUGGGCCUGUUCGACAGACCACAAGCCCAAAUGUGCUGUGGCCAACUUCUGGACACCUCUCUCCUUUGGCCACUCAUUGCCAGUCCUCGCUUCUGUAUGCGGAACCUCAGAAGACUCCUUGGUAUGAAGCAAGAUCACUAGAACACACCUUACCUGUGAGCAGAGAGACACUGAAAAGGAAACUUAGUGGGAGCAGUUAUGCCAGCCCUGUUACUAGUCCAAGUUCAAAGAGGGAUGCCCACUUCUGUGCAGUCUGCAGCGAUUACGCAUCUGGGUAUCACUAUGGCGUCUGGUCGUGCGAAGGAUGUAAGGCCUUUUUCAAAAGAAGCAUUCAAGGACACAAUGAUUAUAUCUGUCCAGCAACGAAUCAGUGCACCAUAGACAAGAACCGGCGUAAAAGCUGCCAGGCCUGCCGACUUCGCAAGUGUUACGAAGUAGGAAUGGUCAAGUGUGGAUCCAGGAGAGAAAGGUGUGGGUACCGCAUAGUCCGAAGACAGAGGAGUUCCAGUGAGCAGGCGCACUGCCUGAGCAAAGCCAAGAGAAACAGCGGGCACAUACCUCGGGUGAAGGAGCUCCUGCUGAGCACCCUGAGCCCAGAGCAGCUGGUGCUCACCCUCCUGGAGGCAGAGCCGCCCAACGUGCUAGUGAGCCGUCCCAGCAUGCCCUUCACCGAGGCCUCCAUGAUGAUGUCCCUCACUAAGCUGGCCGACAAGGAACUGGUGCACAUGAUUGGCUGGGCCAAGAAAAUCCCUGGUUUUGUGGAGCUCAGUCUGUUGGACCAAGUCCGGCUCUUGGAGAGCUGCUGGAUGGAGGUGUUAAUGGUGGGGCUGAUGUGGCGCUCGAUUGACCACCCCGGCAAGCUCAUCUUUGCUCCAGACCUCGUUCUGGACAGGUCAUCAGAAGACCCUCACUGGCACGUUGCGCAGAUGAAGAGCGAUGCCCCAAGGGAUGAGGGCAAGUGUGUGGAAGGGAUUCUGGAGAUCUUUGACAUGCUCCUGGCGACGACAUCAAGGUUCCGUGAGUUAAAGCUCCAGCACAAAGAGUAUCUCUGUGUGAAGGCCAUGAUCCUCCUCAACUCCAGUAUGUACCCCUUGGCGACGGCAAGCCAGGAGGUGGAGAGCAGCCGGAAGCUGACACAUCUGUUGAACGCGGUGACAGAUGCCCUGGUCUGGGUGAUUGCUAAGAGUGGCAUUUCCUCCCAGCAGCAGUCAGUUCGCCUGGCCAAUCUCCUGAUGCUUCUUUCUCAUGUCCGACACAUCAGUAACAAGGGCAUGGAACACCUGCUCAGCAUGAAGUGCAAAAACGUGGUCCCAGUGUACGACCUGCUGCUGGAGAUGCUGAAUGCUCACACGCUUCGAGGGUACAAGUCCUCAGUCUCGGUGUCUGAUUGCAGCUCAGCAGAGGACAGCAAGAGCAAAGAGGCCUCCCAGAACCCACAGUCUCAGUGACGGACAGGCCUGAGGUGGACAUUCUACAGAGCUGCUCAAAGGUGGAACCCUGCACCCUCGCAGCUCCCCAGCUGGGGUUUCAUCUUAUGGCUGCCUUGGUCAUGCACCCUUCCCCCACAUUCCAUUUCCCAGGGGUCAGGGUGGGUGGGUUGCAGUGUCCCUGUACCGGGGGAUACCUUUGAAUGCAGAGUUCUCACUUUUGUAUAGCCUUAGAAGGUUCUCGAUGUGACCCUUCUCUCACUCUCCAUCUCCUCUGCCCACUCGGGAAAACGUCUCAAAGCUUCUGGAAUGGAUGGUGAAAGUCUGACCCGGAAGGAUUGGCCUGAGACAGGGGAGAGAAGAUGACACUCUGCAGCAGGAGUUCUCAACCUCUCUGAUGCUGUGACCCUUUAAUACAGCUCCUCAUGUUGUGGAGACCCCCAACCAUAAGAUUAUUCCGUUGCUACUUUGUAACUGUAAUUUUGCUACUGUUAUGAAUCGUAAUGUAAAUAUCUGAUAUGCAGGACGUCUGAUAUGUGACCCCCACGGGGGUUCAUGACCCACAGAUGGAGAACCACUGGUCUAUAAGAAAUGGACUGUAGAAUUAACUGUGUGGUUGUAAAAUCAACCUUUGAAGGGUGUCUUUCCAGACCACUUGAUUGUAGGAUUGAAAACCACAUUGACAAUCAGCUCGUUUCACAUUCCUACCUCACAGGCUUGUGAGGACUGAUGACGUGUUGUUGGUUAUUCUAUCAGAGACCAGAGUGGUACUGGUCAAUCUCAGAUGUGAGCCGCCUUCCUCCCCCCAGGUCUUCUUGCUAUCCACGCAGAUUCUUCCUUCCUGAUUUAUGUUUGUAGAACCUGCUUAUUUGACCUAUUGAGUCUCACUGUCAUGGAUCAAGAUUUAAAUCUUUC
Molecule: messenger RNA, 3437 nt
Organism: Peromyscus californicus insignis
Lineage: Eukaryota; Metazoa; Chordata; Mammalia; Rodentia; Cricetidae
Gene: Esr2
Product: estrogen receptor 2
Exons: 10
Coding region: 840-2543 (567 amino acids)
Biological process (GO): regulation of DNA-templated transcription; cellular response to estradiol stimulus; estrogen receptor signaling pathway
Cellular component (GO): nucleus
Molecular function (GO): nuclear receptor activity; sequence-specific DNA binding; zinc ion binding
Source: RefSeq, a predicted model, not a curated record